Messenger RNA from Phyllostomus hastatus (greater spear-nosed bat), 3206 nucleotides. RefSeq names its product Scm polycomb group protein like 1 (gene SCML1). Lineage: Eukaryota; Metazoa; Chordata; Mammalia; Chiroptera; Phyllostomidae. The transcript is spliced from 8 exons. The record is from RefSeq and is a predicted model, not a curated record. Bases 346 to 1485 code for a protein of 379 amino acids. Gene Ontology annotation, molecular function: protein binding.
CCUUAUCUUGCGUGAGACGCCCGGGCCAUACGUCACGUCAUCUGGGUCAACUUCCGGUGCGACCUCGAGCGAUCGAAAGACUGCUUGCGGUUGACGCUGAGGGAGACUGUCGGCCGCCAGCUGGUUCCCGCAUCUUUUGGAGACCGGUGUGACCGGAUUUGAAAAGGUUUUUCCAGCGGCAUUUUCCCCUUUCCUUGAAUUUUCUUGUCUUGUGUGUGGGCGAGAAGUAGAGUAAAGGGGUUUACCAGUUAUAGGUGACCAAGCAGUUUCACAAAUAAAGCCUCCAACGAGUUUAAAAAUAAUUAGUCCCAAUUCAGAGAAGUGGAGUGCUCCUGUUUCACAAAGAUGUCGAGCUGCUCCAGUGAAGUCGAUGUGAUAAAAACUCGCAUACGUUCUGGUGAUGAUGAGAACGGGAUUCUUUAUGCAUAUGAAUCAAAUCCUGCAUAUGUAAACCAGCAAAGUGUUCAGUCUGACACAUCCUCCGAAGAGCAACAAAAAGUGAUUAUGGAUGUCCUGAGUCGUUGCCAGGUCAUCCAGGAUACUGUUGAAAACCUGGAUAAGAAAUUUGAUGUCAUGAAUGGGAAGGUUUCAAAAAUUUACCGUUUCCGUGCAAAAUUAAUCUGGCAAAAUCGCAGGCCACUUGGAUAUGCAUACAAACAUUAUAAUCACCUGAUUUCUAGAAGGAUAAAAUUGCAGAAAACGAAGAAGGAUGUGCCUGAUGAGCCUGCUGUGCCUGCUGAGCCUGCUGAGCCUGCUGUGCCUGCUGUGCCUAAUGAGCCCGCUGUGCCUGAUGAGCCCGAUGAUAUGUCUGAAAAGCUUUAUCCCGCUUCAUUGUCUCGUAGUCACAGUUAUAGCCCAACUGUACCAGUAAGAAGACCAACAGAUUACCAGGAUAGCCCUAUGGGAACAUUCUAUCAGUCACAGGAUUCCCUUACUCAGGAUCACUGUUCAUUCUAUGAGGGCCGAGGCAUACGCCUUAGCCAGAGUCCAACAUUUCCUGGCUACUCUUCUUCAUAUCCGUCAGGUUACGCACCCAUUGAUCUAGUGCAGGGCUCUACAUCCGUACCUGCAGACAUGCUGGGCCAAGGCAGAUCCAGUCCAGCACACAACCAUGAUAUGAUGACUUACCCAACCUUGCUGCAAAAUGAGAACCUCGGCCAUACUGCCUCAUCUCUCUGCAUGCCAGCUGGCUUCGCUACAAGUUCAUCAGUUGGAAAUGACCAAGGUGUACUGCAAUACCCUUACUAUGCAGACCCUGCAGAUUGGUCUGUAGAGGAAGUGAUCCUGUUUCUGAAAGAAGUAGAUCCUCAUACACUCCUCCCCCUGGCUGACCUCUUCAGGGAACAUGAAAUUGAUGGGAAAGCUAUGCUGUUACUCCACAGUGAUGUUAUGAUGAAGUAUAUGGGGCUGAAGCUCGGGACAGCUCUGAAGUUGUGCCACUACAUUGAAAAGCUUAAAGAAGAAAAAUGCAUCAUUGACAUUUGAGAAAAUGUCUGUGUAGAUUUAGAUUGGACUUAAUUCUGGGGAGAGGAAUGCUAUCUUGCUGUAAAAUCAUUUUACUGCCCUUAGAAAUGUUUGUGUUGUAGAAGGUUCCUCUAAAAGCUUAUUAUAUCCAGAAUCACAGAGCUACAUUAUAGUCCAGUCUACUGCUUUAGAAACCAUUUAAUGUGUUGUUAUUAGCAUAUUCAAAUAGACAGUUUCUGCUUAAUCUUUAUUGUUGCCAUUUUGUCAUUUUUACUUCAUAGAAGAAACAGAAAUACCUUUGACUUUGGUUGACGUUUAUGUAUAGAACAAAAACAGCUAAAUCCCAAAGAGAAAAUAUUAGGGAUUGAUAAAUUCUCUAAUAAAAUCUAUGAGAAGUUUUCCUUAGAAGAAAAUUUAAAGAUACAACUGCAGAUAUCAUCUCUUUCUCAAAUAUUAUAUAUCUGUAAUAGCAGUGUUCUGUUAGUGUCCUACCAGUUUCCAGAAAGGGAAUAACCAUAUAACUUACUUUCCUUUUGUUGUUAUUUCUCUGUUUGUUUGUUUAUUCCCAUUUAAAGAAAAAGUAACCUUAUGAGGUUUCUAAAGUGUUGCUACCAGGUUUUUGAUAAAUUAUAAGAUAGAAUAGUUUUAUGCAAUAGAUCACAGGUGGCAAACACAAGGCCCAUGGUCCACAUCUGGCCUUCUACCUUGUUUCUGCCCGGCGGCAGCGCCGAGCUCUCGCUUAACUGUUAAGGAGCAGAUACAUGUAUACAGUCCUAAAGUUACACUCGGCCCUUUGAAGGCAACCGUGAGGCUGAUGUGGCCCCCGGCGAAAAUGAGUUUGACAGCCCUACUCUUAUACUACAAGGAUGUUUUGGGUGGAGUCUGGCUAUAUGCUAUUCCUUUAAAUGCAUGCUAUUUUAAAACUUUUAAAAUAUUUUGUUUAAGCUCUGAUAUUUAGCCAUUUGUAGUUCACAUCUCUCUCUGAAGGUGCCUAUGUCGAAACUCUUAAAAGAUGCAUAUUCAUGUUAAUGUUUUAUUCUAUAUGUGAAGUUUACACACAAGUAAAUCUUUUUUUAUUUAAAAUGAUACUUUGCACUUCUACAGAGAUAAAGACUAAUCUAUAUAUAGUGAGAGGUCUUAACUCUGUAAAAAAUAUGCACAUCAUUUCCUAUCACUAGUACCUUUCAGUUCGCUCUUCAGAGUUUAGGUACGGGAAAGUUCUCUGUCCUGUGCAAUGUUUCUAGUUACUUUGCCUUCUGAGCCAUUUUGUCUACUGAACUGUGGAAGGUACAUUAGUUUGAAUUUAUCAUUUUGAACUUUAAGUACUGGAAAUUUCAAGCAAAACACGUUCAUUGUUAUUUGUUAUUUAUUACAUUGUUCUAUUGUAUGACAUUUGUUUUAAUGUUUAUAAGCUAUGAGAAUUGGUGCUAAUUGUAUUAGCCAUUUGUUGUAAAUGCCAAUAAUUGUUUGCCAUGGGCCAGAAUGCACAUUUACCUUUUAGGAAGCCAAGUGUCCUUUAUAUUUAUAAACAAAUGCAAUUAUUUACUAGGCAUUUGUGAUCUAAAGAGUGGUUUUAUCUAUGUUAUUACCUCUGUGUUAUAAGACAAGAUUCUAAUUUGUACUUUUAAUCUCUCAAAUUGUUUGAGUGAAGAUCGUGUGUCCAGUUGAACAGUCCUCAGGUGUUUAUACAAAUACUAUGUUUUUAUAGUUCUCAGACUUUGAAAUAUAAUAAAGUUAAAAAU